UAGACAUGACUACGAUCAACCAAUUGACGUCAGAAUUGACGAACUUGAUAUCGGAGUCGCGCCGACGGAACCCCGAAAUUAAACAGGCGUCAGAAAAGUCACUAUCGUUGCUCAAAACAUAUCAUGGGAGUACUCCGCAAGCAGAGGCCGAAUUUUUGGCCACGGCGGUGGCGCAUUCUGCCGAAUUUAUCACCCCGUUCGUUGCAUCUUGCCACACACGAAACACAAAGUACAGCGCCAUUGCCGUGCAAUGUCUUAACCGCUUGGUAUCCGCGAAGGGCUUGCCUGUAGAACGUUUGGGAGAGGUGCUAGACGCGCUUAUCGAGGCUACCCAUUUGGCCAUUGAAAUCCAGUUAAAGAUUUUGCAGAGCUUGCCGUCUCUCUUCCAGAACUACAGCAAUGAGAUUAAAGACCAGUUGGUUGCCAAAAUAUUGCAGCUAUGCGCAAUCUUGCAGAGCAGCAAUAAGGUGCCCGUGGUUGCGAGCACCGCAGGCGCCACCUUCCUGCAAUUGGUGAUUAUGGUAUUCGAGAAGGUGAAGCUCGAGGAUACCUCUAUCAGUGAGAGCGAAAAGUGUUAUGCCGUGCAGUUUGACAGCGAUGAGUCGAUUUCGGUGGGACCAAAGGCGUACGACGCAUACCGAGUGCUUCUAGACUUGGUACACUUACUGGACAAGACUAGGAAGCCAGUCUUCUUGCAGUUUCCGAUUCAGGCGUCAGAAAAUUUCCGUUUCGAGCUUAUCGAGAACAUUUUGAUCAACCAGUCGCAGUUGUUUUUAAAACACAAAGAGUUGGCGCACGUGUUACGCAUUGAGAUCGUUCCGCUUUUGUUGCGUGUGUUUUCCAGUAGCAAGAACUUCGGUGUGGUGGUACGGAUCUCCAGGGUGCUCCUUCUUCUCCUCAAGACCUUACUAACGCUUCUUACCGUUGAGUGUGAGAUUGUGUUGUCGCUAUUGGUGUUUGCCUUGACCAAGGAGUCCGCGUCUCCCGAGUGGAAAAAAAUUUUAUCGCUUGAGGUGUUUCACGGAAUCAUGCUCAACUUUGACUUUAUCAAAGGGAUUUUCGAGAAGUACGACAAUAAGACGCACGAAGCCGAUGCUGGUGAAGGGAUUACCUUACCAAAGAAAAUCUGGAGUGAUUAUUUCUCGGCUGUUGACACCUACGUCCAUUCCCACCGAGAAUUACUUCACGUGAGGACUGUUUUGCAACCCUCUUCUGAUGCUUUCGAUGAAACUGGUCCAAAUACUCUGGGGAAGACUAUCAGACCAAACGGCGCGCAAGGGACUAACCACGGCACAGAUGCGGGAAUUUCCAUACAGGCCUCCACUGUCAAGGUUGCUUACUUGGAUUUAUUGGACAAGUCAGACCCUCCGCCGACGACUCCGCCGACGUACGCUUUGUAUUUAAUUUUAGUCUCCUUGAAUGCGUUUCUGGAGGGAACUAUGAACCACGUCCACGAACUAUCUGCCAGAUAUCCGAAAGCAGGCCACUCGCUUGUGUUUGAUUUCUCUCAGGCCACCCUGGACGAGAAGUUGCGGUUGGACGUCACAUGUGUUAGUCAUUUGUUGAAACACAAUCACGAGAAAGUCAUCUCCAUGUACCUGGUGUUCAUGUACUCCACUUUGGAUAAUGUCUUGUUCCGUUCACUUGUACGUAGUAUGCAAAAGCUUUGUCAUUCAUCCGGAUUGCUUGACCUCGAGUCUCCCCGCAAUAGCCUCUUGGAGCUUCUUGCGAAAGCUACAAUCAAUAACGAGAUAGCGGAAGGUGGCCCGACUGAUAGUGGCUAUUCCAUUUCCUCUAUUGUGGGUACCAUCUCAUCCACCAUUGCCAAUACCUAUCUUACACACGAUUUGCAUGUCCCGUACUACCAUAGUCGUGAAUUGCAUACAAGAAACGUCACAUGCUUCAAAGCGCUUGUAAACUUGGCAAUUUCCUUGGGGCCAAAGUUGCAGAGUCAGUGGAAGACCAUCUUAAUCACAUUGCAAUGGACCGACUAUUACAUUCAGGGUAUCAGCACAGAUGACGCGUCGCCCUCGUUUGCUAAAGGAGAAUUAACCAGCUCAAACAAUGCCUUACCUCCCCCUCCCAAAUUGAACAAGACUGAAAUCAUGGCUAUGCAGAAAAUCGUUUCGCUCUUACAUGACAGCUUCAGAGAGUACGACAACGUUGCUUUCUUCGAUUUGGCCAAGGCAAUCUGUGAACUCUCCGAUGUGGUGCUUCAGAGCGGCCGCUUUUCCAGUCCAACGGAUGAUACUACGGGUAAGAACCCAUUUAGUGAUGGGCGGCUUGAUCCUUGCGUGUACAACCGCAAGUACUACAUCAACCAAUUGAGGGAUAUUUCCGAGUCGAAAAAGUUUUUGAUUGAAAGCGACAAGAACUGGAACUUUAUUGUGAACUACUUCAUUAAAUUGGGUACCGAUAGAAGGUUGUCUGAUGACAUCAGAAUUCUUGUUGUCAACAGCUUUGACGCUGUUUUGAACCAUAUUACCGAAGAGGGGUUCACGGUUGAUCAUUCCAACGACGGGGAUGGUCCAAACGUGAUUGCUGAGACCGAACGCAAGAGCUUGACGCCACUAAUGGGCUUUAUCGAGCAAUUAUUAGCGAUGGAUAUUCCCGAGGAGUUGUUGGUUUUGAAUACUGAGGUUGAGAUUAUUUUGAACGUGUUGAACACCCUUCAGAGCUUGUUAGAUAGACAUGGGAUCUUUUACAAGAAUUCUUGGGAUGUCGUAUUCAAGAUCUUGAAUUCCCCGUUCAAGUUUAGUCGAUUUUCUGAAGACGAUGCAAUCGCCGAUGCAACGCUCAAGGAAAAGAUUCGUUUGCUUAUUGUCUCCGCUUUUGACACCAUGAAAUUGAUAAUGGAUGAGUUUUUAUUCUCGCUUUCCUCGUACCAGGUGAAAAUCUUGAUUGAUUGCUUAUACAACUUUAGCGAACAGCAAUUUGAGUUGAAUAUCUCAUUCAGCUCCAUCAGCUACUUCUGGUCCAUCAGUGACUACUUGAGAGGCGUGGUCACCAAGCUGAAAAGCUAUUCCACCGUCGAGUUGAGAAAGAAACUAGAGGAGGCAAUCAAAAAGGACAAGGACUUGACUGAUGUUGUUACAAAUUCCGACAACCCGAACACUCUAUACAGCGCGCUCUGGGUGUAUCUACUUUACAUUUUGGCACAAAUUUCUGUUGACAACCGAUCCCAGGUCAGGAAUGGUUCGAUUCAAACGUUUUUCAGAAUUAUUGAUUCCCACGGAAAGUACUUCCCCUCGUGGAAAGUGAUCUAUGAUACGGUAUUGCCGAGGAUUUUUCAGCUGGAGAUCCAGAUAGAAGCCUUGAAGAGUCCCCCUAAACCCGAGCAGCUCGAAAGUUUGGAUUUGGUUUUGCAGGGGUAUAUCUCUAUGUUGACGGUUUAUCUGUCUGUAUUUGUGCAAGAAGGAGUUUACCUUGAGUACUGGGGAGGUUUACUCGACUAUUUGGAGAAACUCGUGCUGACCAACUGGAUCGAGUCAAACAUUGUCAUCUUUGAUGGUUUCAACAAGAUCCUCGAAUGUUUCGGCGUCACACCUCACCCGGAAACAUCUGGUUUGGAGAAGAGAUUCUUCCAAUUUUGGUCCCAGUUUUCUGUGUCAUACAACAACAUUCUGAACAAGUCCUACCAGGUACUUUUGGUGGCCUUCAUGAAGUCUUUUGCCCCACUUCACGAAAUUAGCGAGGCUUAUUUGACGGCUGAAGAGAUUGGGAACGUCCUUGGUGUUUUUAACUCGUGCGCCCGCUACCCAAUACUUCCAGAUAUGGUGUCAGACUCUACCCGCUGCACGGAGUUGCAAUCUUUAGUGAUGGCCAAUAUUCGAUUGUUAGUCUCGGAUGAUGUAAUUGCCCAGUCGCUUGUGAUCCAACAGCUAGGGACUUUAAUUGUUCUUCCUUUAUCUACACGUGCUCGUAUCGUCAAGAAAUUAGGCGAUAAAGCGUCGUCAUUCAAUCGAAUCCCUACUUUUGCAGCCAUUAGCCACCAGAGUGUGAAUAUGUUGAAGGAGCAGCUCUCAAAGGAUCUCCCAAUGAAGACUUUAGUGCUUGACGGAUGCGUCAGUAAAUUGUUCAAGCUGUUAAUUGAACCAGCAAGAAUUCAAGCGAAGGGUGCUCUGACAGACAAUGACUUGUGGGAGGAGUGUGUUACUAUGGUUAUCGAAUUGUCGGCCAAAAUUGUGAGUACAUUCCGAGAGGAUGAUACCGUAAACUCCAUCCCAUUGGACUUGAAACAUGAGCUAUGGACCAUCAUCAUGGAGACCCUUAUGUUGUGCGUUAGUGCACCCGGAGAAGGUUCCAGCAACGAUGAGUUCAUUAUCGAGAGCUACACGCAGCUCCGCAACCUUGUCAUCAUAAACUCCGAGCUCCAGUCGAUCCCGGAUGAGUCAUUGACCAACGUGGUUCAUCUGAUUUGGGAGACGUCCUUCUUUUAUUCCAUGAACGAGGUUGAGUCACAGAUAUACGGUUCAGAGACGACUCUGAUAGAGGGGAACACCCAUACGCUAGUGACCUUUGAUUUUGAGAACAAUUACGGAUCGACCAGUCCGUUAAAGCUUUUUCCAAAUAUAGCUUUGAGACGUGCAUGUUUGGAAGAUUUGACCAACUUUACAUCAGGCACUGACGAUAUUUCUAAGGUUGCAAACAUUUCUCUUCCUUACUUUUUCAACCGCGCUGGCUUUGCGUUGAGAAGGUUUGUGUCGGAUGAGUUAUUGCUGAACCGCUUGCCUUUACCCAAGAUCCAGCAAGUUGAAUUUUUGAGCAUCUUACACGGUUUGAAGGUUGUAUUGCAAACUUCUCCACGCAACAGCCGGGUGGCUAAAGACUUUAUGGUUCUUUCUCCUAUUUUACUCAAGUGCUUGCCAUAUGCUGGAAGAAUCCCUGGGGGCUUAAAGGAGUUGGAGGGUUUGUUCAAAGAGAUUAUAUAGAUGGGUUUUGCAUUCACAAUUUUAUAGUUAUGUUUUGGUACUUUGUCAUGUAAGGGCUUGUACUUCGAGAGAAUAAUUG
This is a messenger RNA of Babjeviella inositovora NRRL Y-12698, 5010 nucleotides long. It is a transcript of the gene MON2, whose product is annotated as Mon2p. The coding region runs from base 6 to 4931 and encodes 1641 amino acids. The record is from RefSeq and is a predicted model, not a curated record. The transcript has a single exon. Lineage: Eukaryota; Fungi; Ascomycota; Pichiomycetes; Serinales.